AAGCAGGCCAUCGAGAAACAUGGUUUGACUCUGGAAGCUUUAAACGAAAUGAAAUACUUGGACAAGUGUAUUUCUGAAACUGUCAGAUUAUAUCCACCAGUUCCUAUCGUAGAUCGUGUAGCUCUACAAGAUUACGAGAUUCCCGAAACGGGUUUCGUAAUCAAGAAAGGAACCCCAGUCUUCGUGUCUCUGUUCGGCUUGCAAAGGGAUCCAAAACUCUUCGAGGACCCGGAGACGUUUAGGCCGGAAAGGUUCGACAGCGACAAAACCAUAACUGACGGUUACAUGCCCUUUGGAGAGGGUCCUAGGAAAUGUAUUGCUGUGCAAGUAAGCCAGCUGCACGUCAAGCUGGUGCUUUCCAUGAUCCUGUCCAAAUACCAAGUGCGUCAAGUCGAGUCAGCGAACUACAAACUGGACCACCGGUCAUCUUUCACUGCUGCAGCGACCGGGAUUAAUCUCGAAUACAUAAAAUUAACAUAAGUAAUUUGUACUGACCCGUGGCUAUGUAAAUUAUUUUUUGAUCGUUUAUUUUAUUUUAAUAAAGCUUGUUCUGUUA
Molecule: messenger RNA, 556 nt
Organism: Ostrinia furnacalis (Asian corn borer)
Lineage: Eukaryota; Metazoa; Arthropoda; Insecta; Lepidoptera; Crambidae
Product: cytochrome P450 6k1-like
Exons: 3
Coding region: 49-480 (143 amino acids)
Molecular function (GO): heme binding; iron ion binding; monooxygenase activity
Source: RefSeq, a predicted model, not a curated record